AUGGAGUUCGAAAACUAUCACACUGAGCAAUGCUGUAUACCAGCAAUGCUUGUUGCACAUCUUAUGACUAUUUACAGCAAAGGAUUUCUUUUCUGUCUCGAAUCCACAACUUCAAAAGCUUUCUACAUUAUCUCACUUUACUUUACUCUACUCUACUUUAUCCAUGAUGAUUCGCAAAUCCCAAAGGAAAGCUCGGCUGUGGAGGAAGCCGGGGCUGAUAGGAUACCAGUUGAGGGGAUAGCACACAAAUAA
Molecule: messenger RNA, 252 nt
Organism: Sclerotinia sclerotiorum 1980 UF-70
Lineage: Eukaryota; Fungi; Ascomycota; Leotiomycetes; Helotiales; Sclerotiniaceae
Exons: 2
Coding region: 1-252 (83 amino acids)
Source: RefSeq, a predicted model, not a curated record